Peromyscus maniculatus bairdii (prairie deer mouse) is the source of this 1733-nucleotide messenger RNA. RefSeq names its product fibroblast growth factor 5 (gene Fgf5). The record is from RefSeq and is a predicted model, not a curated record. Gene Ontology annotation, molecular function: growth factor activity. Lineage: Eukaryota; Metazoa; Chordata; Mammalia; Rodentia; Cricetidae.
ACCGCGGCGCUCCCUCCCCGCACCGGCCAGUGAGUACACAAAGCGGCGGGUGAGGGGAAGCUUCGCAGGCGUGCACGGAGCAGUGAGAUCACUGGCGUUAUAAAUAUCCCGGUGCCAGCGCCGAGAUCCGCUCGGGUGGCCUCUCUCUCUCCCUCUCUCUCUCUCCCCCUCUCCCUCUCCCUUCCCCGAGGCUAUGUCCACCCUGUGCGGCGAGGGAGGCAGCGCCAGAGGCACGCAGCAGCGCGGGGGCUACGGAGCCCGGAGCCAGCCCUGCAAGAUGCACUUAGGACCCCCGCGGCCGGAAGAAUGAGCUUGUCCUUGCUCUUCCUCCUCUUCAGCAGCCACCUGAUCCUCAGCGCUUGGGCUCACGGGGAGAAGCGUCUCACUCCCGAAGGGCAACCCGUGGCUCCGAGGAACCCGGGAGACUCCAGCGGCAGCCGGGGCAGAAGUAGCACGACGUCCUCCUCGUCUUCUGCCUCCUCCCCAGUCGCGGCUUCCCCGGGCAGCCCGGGAAGCGGCUCGGAGCACAGCAGUUUCCAGUGGAGCCCUUCGGGGCGCCGGACCGGCAGCCUGUACUGCAGAGUGGGCAUCGGCUUCCAUCUGCAGAUCUACCCGGAUGGCAAAGUCAAUGGCUCCCACGAAGCCAGUAUGUUAAGUAUUUUGGAAAUAUUUGCUGUGUCUCAGGGGAUUGUAGGAAUACGAGGAGUUUUCAGCAACAAAUUUUUAGCGAUGUCAAAAAAAGGAAAACUCCAUGCAAGUGCUAAAUUUACAGAUGACUGUAAGUUCAGGGAGAGAUUUCAAGAAAACAGCUAUAAUACCUAUGCGUCCGCCAUCCACAGAACUGAAAAGACAGGGCGGGAGUGGUACGUGGCCCUGAAUAAGAGAGGGAAGGCCAAGCGAGGCUGCAGCCCACGGGUCAAACCCCAGCAUGUCUCCACCCACUUCCUACCCAGAUUCAAGCAGUCGGAGCAACCUGAACUUUCCUUCACGGUCACUGUACCGGAAAAGAAAAAGCCACCUCGCCCGGUCAAGCCAAAGGUCCCCCUGUCCCCACCUCGCAGAAGUCCCAGCCCAGUGAAGUACAGAUUGAAGUUCCGCUUUGGGUGAUGCUCAUCUCAGCCUUGUGGGAAACCGCUCCUCCACCUCAGGACCUUCUACAGGCAUCAUGGAGCCCCGAAGGAAAACCUUCGGACGCAGUGUCCCUCCAUCCCUCCGCUGUGCUUACACGUGUGGAAGUCAGGUCAUUGUUUCACUUUGGAACAAAACUGCUUUAUUUUUUUAUUUUCAUUUUAUUUUAUUUUUUUAAAUUUUAAACAGACACAGAAAUGGGAUUCUCUGUAGUGAUCCAGGGAACACAUCCCUUCAGCUCAGUAAGGUAUAAAGACUUCGUGAUUAGAGGAUGAUUAGCAUUCUACAUAUUUAGAAUGUUCCAUACCCUGGACUAUAUGUAUUUUUGUGAUUUUUUUACAAAUCAACCUGAAAGAACAAACAUGAUGCAUUUUUUAUUUUUGUUUUCCAAAGAAUAUUUUAAUGCAGAUAAAAUAUUUUAUAAACUUUUGUUUUUUUAAGGUACCUCUACAUUGAGCAUAUUUUCUUACUUUUAUUAUUUUAAUGUGCCACAAGUAGUCCAUUUAUUGCUAUUCAUGGAUUAUAAACAUUUUGAUUGAUUGUCUGGUAGCAUGAGGCUCUCCUUUGCAUUUUUUUUCUUUAUUGCAUUGUUUACUUUGUUGUAG